Leptopilina heterotoma is the source of this 933-nucleotide messenger RNA. RefSeq lists its product as uncharacterized. Lineage: Eukaryota; Metazoa; Arthropoda; Insecta; Hymenoptera; Figitidae. The coding region runs from base 352 to 933 and encodes 193 amino acids. The record is from RefSeq and is a predicted model, not a curated record. The transcript is spliced from 3 exons.
AUGAAUCGAAUUCACUCUGAAGAAGCACUAAAAUUUAACUUUGCUGAUUGCAUUAUUAUGAAAGACUUCAUUUCUUGGAUAGAUGAAUGGAAAAACAAUCUUCAAAACAGCCCGAAAAUUUCUUGACUCUCUCAACAAGCGAGGGACUCCGUGUGACUUUGAGAUCUAUGAUUGAUUUGCAAAAGAUUUUAAAAGACGAGUAUAAAUUUCAAUACGUACUGACAGGCAAAAUCAGUCAGGAUCCUUUAGAGGUUAUGGGCCCAGGGGCGAUGUAAAAAGAAACGUGGUGUCAAAUAUUUGUGAACUUUGGUUUUUGAGGUUAGCGGUGUUUUAUAAAAACGUGGUCGAAAGAUGAACGCGGCCGGUAUAAAAUUCGAAAUAUUAACCAAGGAUAAUUACGAGACCUGGCGACUCCAAAUGCGAGCUAUUUUAAUUAAAAAUAGUACGUGGGCUUACGCAGAUGGGACUAAAGUGAAACCUGUGGUUAGGGAAGGAGACGAAGCAUCGCAGCAAGCAGCGGAAAGAUGGGUGGAGGCAGAUUUGAAGGCUCAAUCUGAUAUUAUUUUGGCGAUGAGUCCUUCCGAGUUGCUGCAAAUAAAGAAUUGUACCACCACAAGAGAGAUUUGGACUAAGCUGCAGGGUAUUUACCAGUCCAAGGGUCCUGUAAGAAUGGCGGCGUUAUUGAACCAGUUGAUGUCCUUAAAAAUGAGUAAGGACAACGAUGUUCGGGAAUAUUCAAGAUCAUUUUUCGAUACCGCGGAUAGACUGGCGGAACUGGAAGUUGAUAUUAAUAAAGAAUUGCUCGCGGUAAUGCUUCUUCGUAGUUUGCCUGAAAGUUAUGAAAACUUUCGUUGUGCCAUUUCCUCGCGUGAUGCUUUGCCAUCUCUAGAGGCUUUAAGAAUCAAAAUUGAAGAGGAAUUCGACACUCGAUGA